Messenger RNA from Rhizophagus irregularis DAOM 181602=DAOM 197198, 1397 nucleotides. RefSeq lists its product as uncharacterized. The record is from RefSeq and is a predicted model, not a curated record. Gene Ontology annotation, molecular function: protein binding; phospholipid binding. Lineage: Eukaryota; Fungi; Glomeromycota; Glomeromycetes; Glomerales; Glomeraceae.
GUUGGAAUAGGGAAUGAUUCACAUCGUAAAGUAUUGUUAUUAUAUAUCAGGAAGUUGAGAAAAUUAAUUUUAUCAUCAUCUACUGUAGCAGUACCAAUUGAAAAUAAUAUGUCAUCGGAAAUUAUAAACGAUGGUGACCUGACAAAAGUUUCCAUUGAAGAAAAUAAUUUAACCAUAUUAACACCUAUCACGGAGGAAGAGGAACCGUGUUUUCCAGAAAUUUCUAAUGACAUCACUGACAAUAAUGAAGAAGAACCGAUUUCUGAAAAUAAAUCACAAGAUAAUGCUCCGAUUCAUGAAUCGGAUGAACUUUCUUCAAACGAAACAAACUCAGUAUCUGCAAGUUCUGAGGAUGACUAUACUCCAACAUCUCGGUCGCGGAAACAUUAUAGUACAGAUAAUGAAGAUUUAUUAGCUUUGAGAAAAGAGCGUGGUGCGGUUGUACGAGAUUCUAAUUGGCGUCUUUCUAUGCCUGUGACAAAUAGUGAAUUACCUCCCUAUCACAACAGCGGAUUACCUUCGUACCACGAUGUGGUUGAUCGACAACGCAUAGUGACGUGUGAGGAAGAAGUAAUUCACGAAGAGUUACCUCCUUAUUCUUGUAGUGUACAUAAAGCAGGAUAUGUUUUCAAAAAGAAUGAAUUUUCUUCAAAAGGUUAUAGAUCGAGAGACAGAUCAUGGAAAAAACAAUAUUUAUAUUUAUGGGGAACUUUUUUACGCAUAUAUAAAAGUGAACCAAUUGAUAUUAAUAGAGUAACUCCAACUCAUGAGUUCAGUAUGCUAAAUACUCAAAUAGGUUUAGCAACAGAUUACUCUAAAAAAAAUAAUGUGAUAAGAGUGCGAAUUUCUUCUACUGGGCACCAAUUCUUGUUUCAAAUACAAGAUCAUGAUGAAUGCGUAUCAUGGAUAGAGAAGUUACAGUCUUCUGUAAAUAUUUCACCUACAUUAGAUGAAAGAGAAAUGCCAAUGUUUAUCACUUUACCUAUGAGAAGACGAAGAGUUGGUGGUGUUAUACCUUCAUCACUUUCCUCGUCAUCUUCAUUAUCACCAUCAUUAUCAUCGACGAACGGUAGUAUAAAUUAUGAAGGUAUACCUAUAAUAAACCCAUCUUCAAUGCCUAUUUCAGCUUCAGGUCUAACUUUUCAACAAUUUAACGAAAUGGCAAGAGAAUUACAACAAGUUCAAAUUACUGAAGCUUUGCCACAACAACAAUUAAUUUGGUAGUUAAGUUUAAGAGAAAAAAAAAAUAAGCAAAUUAUAAGUAAUUUUUCUUUAAGGACAAUUAAUUAUAAUUAUAAUUAUGUUAAAUAUUUUUAUAAGAACAAAGAUAUAUCUUUUUUAUAGAUAUUAUAUAUGUAGCAUUAACAUUGUAUUAUAUUGUGUACUUUUAUUUUUUU